Molecule: messenger RNA, 9334 nt
Organism: Cylas formicarius (sweet potato weevil)
Lineage: Eukaryota; Metazoa; Arthropoda; Insecta; Coleoptera; Brentidae
Gene: E(bx)
Product: nucleosome-remodeling factor subunit NURF301
Exons: 18
Coding region: 555-8747 (2730 amino acids)
Biological process (GO): regulation of transcription by RNA polymerase II
Cellular component (GO): NURF complex
Molecular function (GO): RNA polymerase II cis-regulatory region sequence-specific DNA binding
Source: RefSeq, a predicted model, not a curated record
CGGUGGGAAGCUUGUAACUUGAACAAUUUUGCGUCAGUUAUUUCUUUUCGAAAUAUUUCCUUUAACUUUCUUGGAGAGGGUAAUUUUAUCCAGGAUUUUUCGCGUAGGUUGUGUUGGUGAUAAUAAGUAGUGCGUAAAUAGUAAAUAGGACUGAUACGGAAAAUUUUGUUGCAAGUUGUCAUGGCGGCCUUUCUAUCGACCAAUGGCAUUGCUCGAUGUUGCGUUAGUUAAUUAUCGUUCUUUUUUGCUUUGGGUUCGCGUCGUUUAUCAUUUUUGUGCGUCCUAUGUGAAAAUGAACCAAUUAUACCUUAACGAUUGAGGAAUAUUUUGGAUUGUGGUCGAUUUUUAGCUACAUUUUCGAGAGAUUCCUACAUUAAACGGCUAAAAUGAAAAAUAUUUUAAUUGUCACGUGACGUAGCCCAUGCUAUGGCGAAAAGUAUGAGGGACGACCAUGAACGGUUUUAAAGUAAAGUUUUGACAUUCGUAUUUGUAUACAAGUUUGUUUUUGUAAUUUACCACGUGCAUUUACCCAUCUGAUUGACAGUUUGAAAACAAUGUCAGCAAGAGGCAUGAAGAAGCGGGGACGCCCCCCUAAAGUGCAAGUAGCUGAAAGAGCUAGGAAAUUUCAGUAUCACCUUCUAAAAAAACCAAAAUAUUUAUUAAAUUAUCAAAAAAAGGAGUCUGAUUCGCAAUAUAGCACUCCAUCAGCGUCGAGGGCGUCUUCCCCUCACGAUAGUGAAAGCCAUAGAAGGAGCAGCAAUCGAAUCAGAGGAAAAGAUGGACACAGAGCAAGUCGAAAAACUAAUUAUGUUGGCUCAGCUUACCAACGGAGGGGUUACAACCCUUCAUAUAGUGAUUACCAUGAUUCAGAAUAUCAUUAUGGUUCUGAUUUUGGGGAUGAAUCAAGCGAUAACAAAAGUGAGAUUGAAGACGAACUUGGUAUAAGUGAGAGUGAAUCAAUAGAUUCUGUGGGUGGUCAGAGUAGUGACAGUGAUUUUUCUCUAAGUAGUUUUAGUACUAUGAGUGGAACUCCUCGUAAACCAAAUGUUAAUGCCAACCGGGCUCCUACUCCUGAACCGUUAUGGUUGCAAAAUCGUGAAAUACCUUUUUUACAUUUACCAAAGUCUUCAGAUGAUUUAGUAGUUCCAAAAGAUCGAAUAAUGGAGGUCAUUAGCAUCUAUGAAGUUUUAAGGCACUUUAGGAAUCUGGUAAGAUUGUCUCCAUUCAGAUUAGAAGAUUUCUGUGCAGCUAUAAUGUGUGAAGAUCAGAGCAGCUUGCUGGCAGAGAUUCAUAUAAUGCUGCUUAAGGCAUUACUUAGGGAGGAAGAUUCGCAGCAAACACAUUUUGGACCUUUAGAUCAAAAAGAUAGUGUGAAUAUAACACUAUUCUUGAUUGAUUAUGUCACAUAUCCAGAAGUUUUAAGAUCAUAUGUUGAAAGUGACAAAAGUUUUGAUCAGAGAAUACUCAGCAUAUUGAAUACUACAGAUUACCCAUUCUCAUGUUUGGAAGAUAGAAUUAAAGUCCUGCAAUUCUUGACUGAUCAGUUUUUAAUUACUAAUCCUGUAAGAGAGGAUUUAUUGAGUGAAGUGCCCAUGCACUAUGAUGAUCAUUGCCGAGUCUGCCACAAGCUUGGAGAUCUUUUAUGUUGCGAGACAUGUCCAGCAGUUUACCAUUUGGAGUGUGUCGAUCCCCCCUUAGUGAAUGUUCCAGAUGAGGAUUGGCAAUGUGGUAUUUGUCGGUCUCACAAAGUGUCUGGGGUUGUAGACUGUGUACUCGACUCGGAGAAACAGGGGCAGUUGUCUAGGCAGGAGCCUUUAGGACAUGACAGACAUGGAAGAAAGUAUUUUUUCUUGUGCAGAAGAGUUUUCGUGGAAGCCAGUGAUGGAGAAGUAUGGUACUAUUCAACACCACUUCAGUUUAAAGAAAUGUUAAAGGUGUUUGAUGUUGAUGAUAUGGAAUCCCGUUUGGUAAGGGAACUUCAGGAAUAUAAAUGUGAAAUUAUAAGGCAAAUGGAAUUGACUGAAAAACUUACCAACCAGUAUAAAGGAAACAAGAAGGCAUAUUUGGAUGUUGAAAAUCUGGCAAUCUUAAAAGCAAAUAAAGAAAAAGAUGAAAAAUCAGAAGAGGAAAGUAAAGAAAAGGAAAGAAAAAUCGCGGAAGACAUGGUUGCGAAGAUGCACGAGGAAUCAUCUGAUAUUUUGGGCGCGGAUGCCAUGCAAAUUGAUAUUCCAUCUGUAGUGCAUAACGAAAUUGUUAGUACUACACUUGAAUCAGAAAACUGCGAGGAUAAUAUGAGAUUAGAAAAGAAUUGCACUGAUGAUGAAGACGAUAGAGGUAAUGAAAAUGUUACGACAAGGUCUAAAAUGGGUAGUGUGACAACCCGUACAUCCAAUGUAGACGAUUUUAAGAGAAAAGGUACUCCAAUUCUUGGUCGAGAAGAAUCAGAACGAGAAGAAUCGCGAAUAACUCGGCUGAGAUCAAGCCAGAUGGCAAAUGGCACUUAUCUAUUUAAAUUAGGAAUGGAAAAUACAUUUAAGUCAUAUGUCAACCAGUUUACAACUAACCUAAUUGCUUUAAAUAAACCGCAAAGGAAUGAGGAAAGAGAUAAAAAGAGGCAUCUCUCUCAUAAAUUUUCUUUGACUACUGCAUCAGAAUUCAAAUGGAUUGGUGGCAUGAAUGGGGCAAAGACUCUCCUUAUGAACACAUUAAGGCAUACUAUAUCACAUCUGGAACAGGCAAUUCCAUCAUCUUUCAUGCAUCCUAAUUGGCAUCUUGUCAGGAAGCACUGGCUGAAUAUUAUUGCUGGAUGUCAGAAGCCCAAAGAUUUUGCAAAAGCUCUAAUUGUGUUGCAGGCAUGUAUCAAGCCCGUGUGUUUCGCCAAUGUCUGGCAUGAUCAAUUGGGUCAUGUCAAGUUGGUUAGAAUGACUGCCCAGGAACGAGAAGAGCGCAAAAAAAUUGAGAAACGUGAAAAAAAGGAACGCGAAGAAGAAGAGGAAAGGAAUCGUCUUAUUGUCAGUGGUUAUGUAAAAUACACAAUGGGUUUUAAGCACCAAUUGUGGAAACAGAAAGGAGAAGAGUAUCGAAUCCAUGGAAGAUGGGGUUGGUUGUGGAUCAGGAUACCAAGAAAUUAUAGAAUUAUUGACUCAUCUCGAUUGGGUCUGGCUGCAGGCCCACACAGGUAUUUUAUACAAAUUAGAGAUAAAAACGGGCAGAGAAAAAUUGUUGCAUUAAGCCCCAAUAUGUACAAAUUUUUGAUGAACAGAAUAACAAAUGAGAAAUGUGAAGAGGAUAUUUCAAAUAAUGAACCUCAAGUUGAAAUCCCUGAAAUUUUAAGAAACAUAGAGGUGGUGCCAAUGUGCGCAGAGUUUCAACAUAUUGAUGUUUCAAAGGCGCUUAGUGCUCCAGGUCGGUUAUUAUAUCCAAAAGUGGCGAAGAAAGGUAUUUUAGAUGAACUUCUAUCCCGACGUGUUCAGUUAAAAGUAAUAGAAGAACGGAAAAUUGCACAAAGCAAGAGCGAAGAUGUCCAAAAGGAGGAGGAGAAUCCAGAUGCAGAAGUAGAAGAAGAUUCUACUCCAGAAGCCAUUGAUAAGCAACUCAAUAACAUGAUGAGCGGUAAAGUGACUCUUCCAUAUACCUCUACUUCAGCUACUCCUGUGGCAAACCGUGAUGUACUUAAUUCCAUAGCAAAAAGAAUUCAUGCAUUACGUACUCAGUACACAUCUAUAUCCAAGUUGGCUAAAGAUUUUCAAUGUUAUGGCAGAGGAUGUAACUCUGGUAAUAGCACCAAUUUGGAUAAUAACUGUUAUUCACCACUUUGCAUUCAAAGAGUAAAAAUUCGAAGGGAUUUACUGCAGCUGUUACGUAGGGCAAAUCUGGCAACAAAUAAUUCCAGUUCAGGAAAACUCAAUCUUAUUAAUCAGAUUAGUGGUACCCCUGCUAAGAAAGCUUCUUCAAUUUUGGAACAAAGUUUAAAAGCUCCUCACACUAAUAACAAACAAAAGGAAAUAGACAAACCAAGCCAAGCUAGCAUAUGUAAGGAUUUGGUUGAUGCUGUUAUGUCUGCAACAAGUGUGGAGGAAGAAACCAAGGGGGUGUACAUUCCCGCCAAGCAGCUUAUUUUAGAUGAGGUAAAAGAAGAAAAACUUGAAUCUAAACAUUGUCUAAUGGACUUAAAGCAAGAACCACCCACUGGGGAAAUAGAUGUUAUUGGUAGCUCCCCAAGCCCCAAAAAAAUUAAAUUAACAAAGAGUGAAAGUGAUGAAGUAGAUGUAAAAGACAUGACCCCAGAUGCAAUCAAAGAGAUGAUCAUUGGUUCAAAUAAAUCAGACGUAACUCAAGUGAUUACUACCACUACUACGACCAUAACAACUAGUAAAACUUUAGUGGAUGGUGUGAUAAAGUCUGAAGCUGCCUCUCAAAAUACCACGCAAGUGGUUAGUGUGACCUCGGCUUCUUCGGCAAAUGGUACUGGACGUACCAUACAAACACUAAAUGCAAAAAAUGUAACUUAUAGCGCACAACAAAACAGACGAUUCUGUGCUUACAAAAUUGGAGUGAAGAGAGAAGAGAAAAUCGUGAAGACUGAACAUGCAGAAGAUGGCAGCGAAAGAAUAUACUCAGUGACAUCAACUGAAGGAAAAAUGUUCUUAAAAAAAGUCUUAAAUCAGGCAGAUUUGAAACGCAGAAAGCGUCAAAUCAUUAAGUAUCCCGCUUGUUCCACCUUUCAAUCAAGAAGGGGAGUAAAUUCCCUUUUUGUUCUUGCUAACCAUGAUGUCAGAAAAUUAGCAAGAAAUGGAGGUCGUAUGCAAGUUCCUGGAUACAACAUGCUCGCCAAACAAAAUAAUUCUGUUUGGCCAUACCCAUGUGCCAGGCCUCUGUUUAAAACAUGUUGGAUAUACCGUACCGUAAAUUUGAAAACUUUAGCGGCUGCUGCUUUGCAGUUAAAGACUCUGUGGGCAUGUCUAAGGUGGGAUGAUAUGCAGACAAAACCACCAAAUGCUGAAGGAAAACACCAGAUAACAACCGAAACGGAAAUACUCUCAUUGGAGCUCUUGAAACACCGGCACAUUGGACAGUUUAUGGAGAAAACACAGUAUCUAAGAAGAAAGGUUGUUAUUCCUUUAGAGCUGCCAAAAACUGUGAGGGAAGUUACAUCUAUCAGAAGUGGUUUACGAAAGCGAAAGAGGCCUGAGUCACCACAAUCAAUGGAUCCACAAGUAUCUGAAGAAUGGGUGGACGAGGAGAAACUUGAAUUGUGGGAGAUCAAGCAGUAUGGAGAAAAGAUCGAAAAGGCUAACCAACAAGUUAUAACUAGGAGCCGCACUGGAAAUCUACCUCCUGCAAGACCGGUGGUUGCCUCUGAAACUGUAGAGCUAUCCAAGGUAGCAGUGACAGGCAAGGCUACUCCUGAAGAGAUUAAAGAAAAAAUGGAACAACAAUUGAGACUCCAAAGGGCAGCCCAUCAACAGAAGCGGUCUUUGGAGGUGAAAAAUUUAAACGUCAAACCUGGUACCGUUUUAGAAAUGGUUGGGGCGACAACUGGUGCCACCACAGCUAGCGUAUCUACAAAACCGACUACAACUAAUCCAUCUUUGAAACCAAUACAACCCAAAGUUACAACAGGUGAUGGUCCAAUAAAGCUAGUCAAGAAUGUUGUUGUGCCCAAUCAACAUGUGAUUAGUGGUAAAAAUACUCUAACCUCGUUGCUGACGAACAGUAGUAAAUUAUCUGGGCGUAGAAUACUCAUGACCAAAGGUCCGGAUGGAACGACCCGUCUAAUAGCAGGUGGAUCCGCGAAUUUGGUACCCAAAACUGUUCCCGGAGUUCAACAACAAAGUUUGAUAAAGAUUCAAACCACCAACGGUGCACAAGUGCAAGCAGUACAAAUUCAGCCUGUCACACCUUCCCUCAGUUCUUCAACUACUGCCACAAAAGAGACACCGCAACGAGUUCAGGUUAUGCGAACUUCAGAUGGUCGCAUCACCGUUAAAGGCCUUCUGCCAGGACAGCAACUUGUUCAAUUUCCUGAUGGUAAACUACAGGUUCUUACCACUGCGCAACUGCAGUCAGCUGCAAACAUUCAACAGAGUAAAAUUUCUUCUUCAACCCCUUGCACGGUGACUAAAACCGUCGUUAAACCGUCAGUGACAACAACUGCUCAAACAGGUAGCAAAGUGGUACUACAAAGUGCUCAAGUCAAGCUGCAGCCACAACAACAAACCAUUGUCACUCAACAAGUCUUGCAGCCGAGUCCAAUAAAACAGGCCAUUGUCAAGCAACAAAAUACUCCAGUGGUGCAGAAAGUUGGUCACACUGGUGUUGUAGUCAGCAGUGGUCAGAUUAUACAACAGCAGGUAGUGCUUGGUGGCAACCAGGUGAUUGCUACCCAAGGUGGACAACAGAUAAUUACAAACCAGAUUGUGGUAAACAACCAAAAUUUGGCUCAGCAAAUUGCCACGGGUAAGGUACAAGUGGCGACAAUUAAUGGACAACAAGUUCUAAUAAGACCAACUGGCAAUAAUCAAGCCCAGGUAGUUGCCCAAUUAGCGCCGGGAAGCGUCACGCAAACUUUGCAGAUGAGCUCUCCGGUGGUAGCUGCUCAAUCACCUGGACCUCUAAAAAGCAUAACUUCUUCAAUAAAUGCUCAACUGAUAACACCAACACAGACCUCGCAGAAUGUACAGAGUCUGCAUCAACAAGUCGUUCAAAGUCCCGUUAAGCAGAGCAGUGACAAUCAGAUUGAUAAAGCAACAAUGGAUCAUUUGUUAGCCGGUCAACCUGCGGGCACUGUUAUCAAGUGCGUUACGGCGCAAGUAAUUCAGACCCAACAAGGUCCGAGAAUUGUGUUGCAAGGCUUGCAGGGUGCAGAUUUUACGCCUCAACAAUUAGCUGCUGUACAACAGCAAGUUAAGCAGCAGCUUCUUAAAGCACAAGCAUCAACCGGUAAGCAAGGCGUGCUUGGGCCUACCAAAAUUUAUCUGGCCGUCCAGCCCAGUAGUGUUGAGUCCUCUGAGCAGCCUUCUUCUUCCAACCCGCCACCGCUAACCCCAGUAAAACAAAAUACCGUCACCAAGCAUAUAUUGCAGACCACAUUGGCAUCACCAAGUCCCAUUAAGCAGCAGCCUGCAGUCCCAGUUCAGACUUUUGACACUGCAGCGUCCACUGUCCGUCAGGCGGUCGCAAAUGGUCAACAAACUCAAACUUCUGCUUUGUUGCAAGCCAUGAAAACAAAUUUGGAGCAGAAUCAGCAACCUGCUCUGGUGAAUAAUAACUUAAAACCAUCUACAGUGGCUGCCACCCCAGAUCAGAACAAGCAGUUUGUUGUUACGCCUGACUACAUUCAGCAAACGAUCAAAACCGCACUUAAACAAGAGAAUCUUAAUCCUGAAAUAGAAGAGAAAUUGCUGCAGCUACAGCGCUACCAAGAGAAACAGAUGAAGCAGGAACCUGAUAACUGUCCAUCUCCCUUACCAAAAGUCAUUGCUUCACCUGUGGUAAGCGCAGCACGUUUAGUACCACCUACACGUAAGCGACCUCCGAGCAUAUCAAAAAGCGAUGACAGUGAGUGGGUGAUGGAGACACCUAAACGAACUAGGCCAAAUCGUACAAGUGAAUCGAAAAAGACCGAUAGUGAUGUACAGUCAGAAAAUAUAAGUAAAGAAAAAGUAGUUUCGCCCAGGGCAAAAAUGAAGUCGAAAGAAUUGCCGGAUCCUGAUAAAAAGGUAUCCAUGAAAGCAAAAGUGAUGGUCAGCCUUUAUAGGCAAAAGGAACUGCUAAAAAAGGAUAUUCUUCGCAAGAGGGCUUUAUUAGAAAAAGAAUUGCAGUAUGAGAUUCAGAAAGAAGUUGCCGAGGAACUUGCGGCCAGAACUAAAAUCGAAAGGAAUAAACAAGACGAGGUUCGAACUGGUAGUAGCAAACGAAAAUCUGCGGCCACUACUACCACAGCAGCUAUUCCCGUUGUGAAACAAACAAGCAUGUCUAAUCGCCACAAGAAAUCUCAAAAGUCUAAUUCCUCUCCUAAUCCUGGAGGUCAUCGGGGACUUAAAAAAGAAAAACUUUACUGUUUGUGUCGUACACCAUAUGAUGAAACAAAGUUCUAUGUCGGCUGUGAUCUUUGCAACAAUUGGUUCCACGGUGAUUGUGUCAACAUAACUGAGGAAAUGAGCAAGACAUUGACUGAGUUCGUUUGUGAGGAAUGCAAACAAGCAAGGGAGUCUCAGAAACUCUAUUGCCUCUGUCAACAGCCAUAUGACGAUUCUCAGUUCUAUAUUUGUUGUGACAGUUGUCAGGACUGGUUCCAUGGUAGGUGUGUCGGUAUACUACAGUCCGAGGCAGACAACAUUGACGAAUAUGUAUGUCCGCGAUGUCAGAGGAACAGCUCUGUCAAUUAUGCGAACAUGAAGGAUCUUGCUCAAAAGGACUAUGACAACCUUAGAAAAUUAAUUAAGCAAAUACAGGCCCACAAAAGCGCCUGGCCCUUUAUGGAACCUGUUGAUCCCACCGAGGCACCAGAUUAUUAUAAGGUUAUAAAAGAACCAAUGGACUUACAGAUGAUAGAAAACCGAAUAAACGAUAAAACAUACACGAAAUUGAGCGAAUUCAUUGGAGAUAUGACCAAAAUCUUUGACAAUUGUCGGUAUUACAAUCCAAAAGAGUCUCCAUUUUUUAAGUGUGCUGAAUCGUUAGAAGCGUAUUUUGUAAAUAAAAUCAAAUGUCUGCGGGACAAGUUGUUUGAAAACAAUAAAUAGAGUUUUCGCGGGUCGCUUUAAAGCUAUUUCUCUUGUUUAACUCACAGCACGUUUUACACAACUGAAACGUGAUAGUGAUAAAUGAAAUUAUUCCGAACAACGAGAUUCAAGUUUUUUAGUUACGAAGGCCUGUUAGUGCCAGUAAAAUAGAAGUAACAUAAACCCGGCUGUACCAAUUGAUUUUAUUUAAUUGAUUUUGCGGGUUCAUACGAUCUCAUCUCCCAAACGUUGCCCGCUGUUGAAUGGAGUGAGUAAUUGUACAUAAGUUUGUGAAUAUAAUGCCUUGUGAAUAUAUUAUUUUGAAAUAUGUAACUAUUUUGCCAGCACCACCACUGUUUAACUUGCAAUUUAUUGUAUUUGGUUGCAAACUGUCUGAGAUGUAUCGAUAAUUGUCUAUAAAUUCCUUCAUCGACUUAGAUUAUUAGUGCCAUUGUAGAUAAUUAUUAGGCAUUCAUUUUGUUUAAUUUAUCAGAGAUUUCCAUUUUAAGUUUGCACAUAUUUAAAAGAAAUUUUUAUAUUUAGUCGGUAGACUUUAAGAAUUGUUUUAUCGACCAAUAAAAAUCUUGUGAAAAAUGUUUUUUUUUUUU